CAUCACAGAGACGGAAAAACCACCAGAUGGCGGUUUAGGAUUGCUGCUCUUCUCCGAAGGCGCGGUUCCGCUCGCUCGGCCAAUUUUCAAUAUUAAAAUACGCACGAUAUUAUCACGAAAAUCGAUUAAUCGUUGCGGAGGGCGCUAAUCGAUUCGGCGAUGGUCGCUGAAGGAGCUGAAGAGAGUUAAGUGCCAGGACUCUGAGUGUCGUCCGUCCUGGAGUCUCUCCUCCCUGCCAUUCCAGACCUUCCCCCCCCUCCCCCCCAACUGAUCUGCCAUCUCGCACGUCCAUCUUUGGACUGGAAACGCACUCAGUCCUGAGUACGCACACAACCACAGUCACACACCUAACCACCUCCCCCCCCGGCCAGGAUGAUCACCUCGGAGCUCCCCGUCCUACAGGACUCGUCCAACGAGUCUGGGGCCACAGACACAGUCGGCUUGAGUAUGAGCAUGAGCGAGCUGGAGGAUCCAGAGGUGAAAGGGAAGAAGAAAAGAGGGAGGCCUGGAAAACAAGCCGCGACAUCCAAUAAGAAGCCUCGAAAGGCGCCAGCGGACAAGACAGUGGGACCAGCGCGAGGUCGAGGGAAAGCCAAUGGUGUGGCUCAACAUAAUGGAGACAGCGGAGACCCCAUUACUCUGUUUGAAGUGGUCAAACUGGGAAAGAGUGCCAUGCAGUCUGUGGUGGACGAGUGGAUUGAAUCGUACAAACAGGACAGAGACCUGGCGCUGCUGGACCUCAUCAAUUUCUUCAUCCAGUGCUCAGGGUGCAAAGGCACUGUGAGGAUCGAGAUGUUCAGGAACAUGCAGAACGCUGAGAUCAUCCGCAAGAUGACCGAGGAGUUUGACGAGGACAGUGGGGAUUAUCCUCUCACCAUGCCCGGGCCUUUGUGGAAGAAGUUCCGCUACAACUUCUGCGAGUUUAUCAGCGUUUUGAUUCGUCAGUGUCAGUACAGCAUCAUCUACGACGAGUACAUGAUGGACACCGUGAUCUCCCUCCUCACCGGGCUCUCCGACUCUCAAGUGCGAGCCUUCAGACACACCUCCACGUUAGCAGCGAUGAAGCUGAUGACAGCACUGGUGAACGUGGCACUGAACCUCAGCAUUCACCAAGACAACACGCAGAGACAGUACGAGGCGGAGAGGAACAAGAUAGCCGGCAAACGAGCCAAUGAGAAGCUGGAGCUGCUGCUACAGAAGAGGAAAGAGCUUCAGGAAAACCAAGAUGAAAUAGAAAACAUGAUGAACUCCAUCUUCAAGGGAAUCUUUGUGCACCGCUACAGGGAUGCGAUUGCAGAGAUCAGAGCCAUCUGUAUUGAGGAGAUUGGAGUGUGGAUGAAGAUGUACAGCGACGCUUUUCUUAAUGAUAGUUACCUGAAAUAUGUUGGUUGGACACUACACGAUAGGCAAGGAGAAGUGCGUCUCAAGUGCCUGAAGGCUCUGCAGAACCUGUACACGAACCGAGAGCUGUUCCCCAAGCUAGAGCUUUUCACCAACCGCUUCAAGGACCGCAUAGUUUCAAUGACGCUGGAUAAGGAGUAUGAUGUGGCUGUGGAGGCCAUCCGACUGGUCACACUCAUUCUGCAGGGCAGUGAAGACGCCUUGUCCAAUGAGGACUGUGAGAACGUGUACCACCUGGUCUACUCUGCCCACCGGCCUGUGGCUGUGGCUGCGGGAGAGUUCCUGCACAGGAAGUUGUUCAGUCGUCACGACCCACUGGCGGAAGAAGCGCUGGCGAAGCGCAGAGGGAGGAGCAGUCCCAACGGAAAUCUCAUCCGCAUGCUGGUGCUCUUCUUUUUGGAGAGCGAGCUCCAUGAGCACGCAGCCUACCUCGUGGACUCGCUGUGGGAAAGCUCUCAGGAGCUGCUGAAAGACUGGGAGUGUAUGACUGAACUUCUGAUGGAGGAGCCGGUGCAGGGAGAGGAGUUGUUGUCCGACCGACAGGAGAGUGCGCUGAUAGAGCUCACCGUGUGCACCAUCCGACAGGCAGCAGAGGCACACCCACCUGUUGGCAGGGGCACCGGCAAACGGGUGCUGACAGCAAAGGAGAGGAAGACCCAGAUAGACGAUAAGAACAAACUGACAGAGCACUUCAUCAUGGCUCUGCCCAUGCUCUUGUCCAAGUAUCAGGCGGACUCGGAGAAGGUAGCCAACCUGCUGCAGAUCCCCAUGUUCUUCGACCUGGACGUGUACAGCGCCGGGCGCAUGGAGAAGCACCUGGACGCGCUGCUGAAGCAGAUCCGUCUGGUGGUGGAUAAGCACAUCGAAGCCGACGUGCUGGAGGCCUGCAGUAAGACCUACAGCAUCCUCUGCUCUGAAGACUACACCAUCAUGAACCGCGUGGACAUCGCCCGCUCGCAGCUCAUCGACGAGAUGACCGACCGGUUUUCACACUCGGUGGAGGGGCUGCUGCAGGAGGCUGAGGAGGCAGAUGACGAUGACAUCUACAACGUGUUAUCUACUCUAAAGAGACUCACGGCUUUUCACAAUGCCCAUGACCUGACGCGGUGGGAUUUAUUCGGGAGCUGUUACCGGCUGCUGAAAGCGGGCAUCGAGCAGGGCUCCAUGCCAGAGCAGAUCGCCGUCCAGGCCCUGCAGUGCUCCCACUACUCCAUCCUGUGGCAGCUGGUCAAGAUCACAGAGGGCGCCCCCAGCAAGGAUGACCUGUUGGCUCUCAGGAGAGUGGUGAAGUCUUUUCUGGCGGUGUGCCAGCAGUGCCUGUCCAACGUCAACACGCCAGUCAAAGAACAGGCGUUCAUGCUGCUCUGUGACCUGCUGAUGAUCUUCAGUCACCAGCUGGUUUCCGGUGGCAGGGAGGGCCUCCAGCCUCUGGUCUUCAACCCGGACGGCGCUCUGCAGAGCGAGCUCCUCAACUUCGUCCUGGACCACGUCUUCAUCGACCAGGAUGACGAGAGCCAGAUGGAGGGAGACGAGGAGGAUGAAGCCAACAAGAUUGAGGCUCUUCACAAGAGGAGAAAUCUGCUCGCAGCUUUCUGCAAACUCAUCAUCUACGACAUCGUGGACAUGCCCGCUGCUGCCGACAUCUUCAAGCACUACAUGAAGUAUUAUAAUGAUUACGGAGACAUCAUCAAGGAGACUCUCAGUAAAACCAGACAGACGGACAAGAUUCUCUGUGCCAAGACACUCAUCCUCAGUCUGCAGCAGUUGUUCAACGAGCUGCUGCAGGAUCAGGGUCCCAACCUGGACCGGACGUCGUCCCACGUGAGCGGCAUCAAGGAGCUGGCCCGUCGCUUCGCCCUCACCUUCGGCCUGGACCAGAUCAAGACCAGGGAGGCUGUGGCCACGCUGCACAAGGAUGGAAUAGAGUUUGCAUUUAAGUACCAGAAUCCUCGAGGAUCAGAGUUCCCUCCCCUCAACUUGGCCUUCCUGGAAGUCCUGAGCGAAUUCUCUUCGAAACUAAUACGGCAAGACAAAAAGACGGUCCACAACUAUCUGGAGAAGUUCAUGUCGGAGUCCAUGUCGGAGCGUCGGGAGGACGUGUGGCUGCCGCUGAUCUCCUACAGGAACAGCCUGCUGACGGGAGGAGAUGAGGACCACAUGUCCGUCACCUCAGGCUCCAGCAGCAAGACCGGCUCAGUCCGCAGCAAGAAGGGACGGCUGCCAGUCCACAAGAAACGAAUCGAGGGUCCAGAGGAGAGCAGUGUGGAGGGCUCGUGGCUGUUGCGUAAUGACACUCUACAGACACCGGGGGCGCUGCAGACUCCUCAGCUCACCUCAACAGUCCUCAGAGAGAACAGACCGGCAGAGCACAUGCCAGACCCGGACUCAGAACCUGGAUCAGAGAACGACUUCGUACACAAUCCUCAGAUGCAGAUGUCGUGGCUCGGGCAGCAGAAGAUGGAGGAGGUGAACAGGAAGGACCGGACGGGCAUGAACUACAUCAAGUCACGCAGCAAUCAGGGCGUCCGGCAGACAGUGCGCGGGUUAAUGGAGGAUGACGCAGAGCCGAUCUUCGAGGACGUGAUGAUGUCAUCGCGAGGUCAGCUGGAGGACAUGAAUGAGGAGUUCGAGGACACUAUGGUGAUCGACCUGCCGCCAUCAAGGAACAGACGUGAAAGAGCAGAAUUAAGACCAGACUUCUUUGACUCUGCAGCAAUGAUUGAGGACGAGUCGGGAUUCACCAUGCCCAUGUUCUGAUCGAGAGAGGCAAAGAUCCUGAGACCAGGAUCCAAAUCAAGAGUACACAGAUGAGGGGGGGGGGGUGUGUUUGGACGUCUGACCACCUGCCAACCAAACUCUUUAAGAAGAAGAAGAAAAAAACACCUUGUUGAAGUACUUGUCUCUUUCUGUAAGACGUGAUGGACGGACAUUUUGUCGACUGGUGGAUCCUCACGUCGGCUGGAUCUCACCUGGAAGCGUCGAGCGAGCCGCCGCUCGGUUUUUAUCAGACGGGCCGGAGGAUCCAGAACCUCGUCGGCUCUUAUUCUUCCUCCUCUUCCUCUUCAUCCUGUCGGUUCAGCUCUUCUCAGCGGUCACUCUGGCCACGUACUCCUGCAGCCAGCCGAUGAGCACCUGCUGGGGUUUUUUCCGGUUCUCUGUCAAACAGACGUACGGUUGUUUGUUUCGCGAUCAGCGGCACAGAGCGACAUAUCACUCUGUACAGCCCCGCCCCCUUUCUUUGGCGUCCCAAUUCAAUGCGUCUGGUUAAAUCUGACAUGGGGGGGGGGGGGUCUCAAUACUAAAUGUUCUGUAUCUUUGCUCUUACUACCACCCAGUGACCCCCCCCCCCCCUCUCCCCUCUCCUCUCUCUGUUCGCCAUCUGAGUCCCGUGUGUGUGCAUGUGUGUGUGGUGGUGCUGGUGGUGUGGUGACGUGCGUGUGUGUGUGUGUAGUGUUGGUGACGAUGGUGACGAGAAGCCGCACACGUACACACAGAGGUCAACAGGCGUAGUCCGACCUGCAGGAAGUGAUGUAACUUGUCCUUAUGUGUGAUGUCGAAGCAAAGCCACGCCCCGCUGACCGACCUCAGACAGAAGCCCCGCCCCCUCUCCGAUCUCAGAAACGUUCACGUGCACACACCUACUCACACAUUCUGAAUAAUGGCUUUUUGAAGUAAAAAAAAGAAGUUUUUAAAAAAAAGACAAUAAACAUAUUUUGAAUUCUGUAGCUUUAGUACUAAAGUUUUAAAUCAAGUGUGUUUUUGUUUUUGUCCGAUGUUUGUACAGCUUUUUCUUCGAUAUGUAUCUUGUUCGUUGCCAAAUUGUGGCCUACAUAUUUACAGUAUAUUCCAGCCCCUCCCCCCUCCCCCCCCCCUCCACCUGUGAGUCAUAUCUAACGGUUACAAGUGCUGAGUGGUGCCGUGGGACACCAGCUUUCAAAGCGCUGUAUGGUCUGAUUGUAGUUGUUUCACGGUUCAGUAUUACAGCAGAUUUAUCUGUUGGUUCAUCUUCCAGGUCAAAUGGAGUUUGUUGUUUUCACACCUGCACACAGCAGCGUUACCUGACUGAGCUUGGUUGUUAUCAUCGUUCAUAUCCAGUGCAGUGAUGGAUCUUUGUGUCUGACAGAUUUGUUUGAAUGUGUUUUUGAAUGUGUCCAGCCAUAUUUUCAGUCGGGUUAAUCAAUCAUUCACGUUUCCUCAUCGGCUCGUCAGUCGGUCAUUGGUCGGCUCGUCAGUCGUUCAUUGGUCGGCUCGUCAGUCGUUCAUUGGUCGGCUCGUCAGUCCUCCCGUGAGUAUCAGAGACAAUUGGAUCUUUUCUGCAGUGCAGUGGACGUCAGUUGCCCUAAAAUGCUCUAAAAGCCAGUUUUUUUUUCUUUUUUCUGUGAACCUAAAUUCUUUUUAAUAAAAUAAAAUCUGUAAUCGAUUUAUGGACCAGUGGUUUGUGUUGUGUUCCAAACAGCUGCAUCUUUGUUGAGUACAAAUUUCAAUUUGUCAGAGAUAUGAAUCGUUUAUUCUUUCCAAGAGGACCAGGGGCCCCUUGUUUUCCCCACCAAUGCAUCAACAGAGAAUAAAAAAAUGACAAGAAGAAGACCCUGAUCUGAAGUGGAUGCAAAACAAAGACACGUUUUUGUUUUUAUACUUUGAACAAAUUUCUGAACUAAACUUCUUAAUGAAUGAACAGGUUCCUGCAGGAUCUUAAAUACAUUAAAAU
This is a messenger RNA of Pleuronectes platessa (European plaice), 6109 nucleotides long. It is a transcript of the gene stag1a, whose product is annotated as stromal antigen 1a. Gene Ontology annotation, molecular function: chromatin binding. The coding region runs from base 373 to 4158 and encodes 1261 amino acids. The transcript has 32 exons. Gene Ontology annotation, biological process: sister chromatid cohesion. Lineage: Eukaryota; Metazoa; Chordata; Actinopteri; Pleuronectiformes; Pleuronectidae. The record is from RefSeq and is a predicted model, not a curated record. Gene Ontology annotation, cellular component: cohesin complex; nucleus; chromatin.